Messenger RNA from Sycon ciliatum, 3237 nucleotides. Its product is annotated as zinc metalloproteinase-disintegrin-like protein H4 subunit A. The record is from RefSeq and is a predicted model, not a curated record. The coding region runs from base 159 to 2948 and encodes 929 amino acids. Gene Ontology annotation, molecular function: metalloendopeptidase activity. The transcript has a single exon. Lineage: Eukaryota; Metazoa; Porifera; Calcarea; Leucosolenida; Sycettidae. Gene Ontology annotation, biological process: membrane protein ectodomain proteolysis.
UAAAUAAUGAAGCGGGACAUUCCAACAUUGCAAGUAGGAAAAAGCCACGAUUGGCGAUUCUCGCCCCAAAGUUAGAGAAAACUGUGUUACUACUCCAAGUAGAGUUCAAAGAAAACUAACUCGGUUACGACUAAAUACAAGCUACUAAGUAGUUGGCAAUGGCAGCGUCUAGUCAGCAGAAUUCUAGUUCGGAGUUUGCUCGUGUCCUUGGAAUCAUCACACUCAUAUUGAUGCUUAGUCGUUGCUGUGCUCACGUGGAUGCGGAGAGCAGGGGCAGCAGCCAUGCUGAUAUAGCUGUCGAGGCUCGAGAACGUAUCAACAAGAUGACGGAUGAGUAUGAAGUAGUGCAUAUCGACAUGACACAACACCUUAGUGAUGUUGAGCAUGUCAGCAAUCGUGGCAAGAGAGAUGCCACAGCACAAGGACAACAUGAUGAUCAGUCUAGCAGUGAGCAUGUACAUGUACACCAUCCGCCAACCAGUAGCUUCCAAAUAAGGGCAUUUGGAAAGACAGUGACAUUAGAUCUGAAGCAGAACACUGAGCUGAUUCCUGCUUCGUUUAAAGUCUUCACAUUCAAUUCAAUCGAUGAGAGUCCUGUGAUUACUCGUGGAGCAGUCAACUGUUAUUACCAUGGGACAGUGCGUGGCUUGCAGAACGUCAGUCAUGCUCAGUCCACCCUUCACAAACACAGGAAACGGCAGCAAAGUAGUACUGAUGCCAGUGAAGAGAGCAGCGCCGCUGUGAUAUCUACAUACGCCGCUGUGAGCACAUGCAAUGGUUUGAGUGGAUCAUUUGGUUUUGAACAGUAUGCUCGCAAUGGAGAUGAGGAUCCAGCCACAGCUAGCAGCAGCAACAGCAGUAGCAAUGAGCAAGGUAAAGCGUACUCUGAAAGAUAUAUGAUUGAACCACUGGUCAGCCAGACAUCUAAACCUGGUACGUAUCCACACGCCGUCUUCAAAGAAUCCACAUACAAGAUGAGCAAAGAAGAUCCGUUGAAAGGAGGGUGUGCGACACACUGGAAUAUAUCGGCUACAAAGAACACCAGCAGAGGAACUGCAGGUGAGAAGCAGCAGUGGGAUUUUCCUGAUGACAGGUUGGCUGGUUUAGCUUCAGCAGCACGCAAACGUGUGAAGAGGAGUAGCAGUACAGGAGGAGGACGAGAUCCAGCUAUGUAUGUAGAACUUGCUCUGGCUUCUGAUUACUCAUAUACUAAAGCAAAUGGUGGUCUUAGUCAAGAUGGCUCCAAAAACCUUGUUGCAUCAACGCUGAAGCUUGUAAACCAGGUCGAUAUUCGUUUUCAGGAGCUUAAUGUCCGUAUUGUCCUUGUAACUAUCUUCAUGUUUACUCAGGCACCUGGUCCUUUGAAUUUGGAUGGAGAUACAGGGGAUAGCAAUUUCGAUAAAGUGCGAAUAUUUUCAGAACAACACCUCGAGCCAUUUGCUCACUAUGAUAUGAUUCAUUAUUUCAGCGCUCAGCGGCUGACAUCUCCUGGAAUUGCCAGUCUUCCUCCUUCCGGUCAUGUUUGCUGGAAGUACCGUCAAGGAUUGGAAGGAUUAGGAACGCGUCCUAUCACUGCAGGCUUGCUUGCCCAUGAGAUUGGCCACAAUCUUGGAUUUGAUCAUGUUCGUCCACCGUGCGCUUGUAAAAAGCCUGGCUGUUCUAACACAAUGUCUCCAAUUUCCGGUUCAGCAUGGUCAAACUGCACAAUCGCUUGGUUCAACAAUGAACGGUCAGAUCCAAGCAGGAAGUGUUAUCUGAACAAGCCCGCACCAGCGCUCUCCAAAGUGGUGUGUGGAAAUGGCGUUGUGGAGCCAGGCGAAGACUGCGAUUGUGGCCUGCGCCAGUACUGCAAGGAUGCCUGCUGCAACGCAACAACAUGCCGUUACACACCCAGUUCCCAGUGUAGUCUAGGUGAAUGCUGUAGUAACUGUACUAUUCUGCCAGCUGGCACACUCUGCAGGCCGGCCAAAGACCAAUGCGACCUGCCAGACUACUGUGAUGGAAGACAAGAAAGGUGUCCAGCAGAUGAUUUCAAACAGUCCGGGCUAUACUGUGAGGAAGCAGGUCGCCAAACAACAGGUCAGCCUGGCACUUGCCAGCAGGGCUCGUGCAGGAACAUUGAUGCGCAAUGCCUGAAAAGCCCUUUGUUCCGCCGCGCCCCAGCUUUUUUCUCUGCAAGCUGCUUCGCCAGAUACAAUGUACGUGGCUUUGGCGGUCACAACUGUGGUGUCAAUAGCAGAAAGGAAUCUAUUCCUUGCAAGCCAGAGAAUGCUUUGUGUGGUACUCUCGUGUGCGGCAUUAUAAUACCUCCGAGUCACACAACGUGCGCGGUACAGAGAGUAGGUGGAGAUGAGCCUCUUACCUUGUACGUGGAUAAUGGCAGCCCGUGUGGCAAUGGUUCAGCCUGCUGGAACAAGGAAUGUGUGAACACCUCCAUACUGCAGUCUGGUGCCUGGAGGUGUCCUCAAGCUAAUGGACUCGGCUGCUCUGGUAAUGGCGUAUGCACACACAAGAACGUGUGUCGCUGUGAAAUUGGCUGGCAAGGCACUAACUGCAAUCGUCAAGCCGGUACACUAGACGCAGGCCUAUCAGGUGGCAGUAUUGCUGGACUUGUUAUCGGUCUGAUACUCGCAUCACUGUUGUGUGCCGCCUUUAUUGCACUUUAUCUCAAGCGGAAGCGAAAUGUGGCCAUCGCUCGAGCAAUACCACGACCUUCACACCACCGUCAUCUACGCGUUGCCUCCGAAGAGAGAACCAGAGACCAACCAGGCGCUACAGACGGUCAUGGUGAAGAGCGCAUGGGGAAAUCAGUGACCUCUGCAGAUCCGGGUAUACCUGACUCUGGGCCAAACAUCAUCGGCCAGGCACCUGGUCGACCAAGUCAACCACCAACCAGGCCUGCUCGGCCAUCUGCACCCGCUGCAUAUACAAAUGACUAUGCAAGUUAGCCCAUCUGCACCCGCUGCAUAUACAAAUGACUAUGCAAGUUAGCCCAUCUACACCCCCUGCAUAUACAAAUGACUAUGCAAGUUAGCCCAGUUACACCCGCUGCACAUUUUUAAAGUAGACACAUGUGAAGGUUUUGUAACAAACUCUCACCUUUUUCUUCUCUGACCUCCUUAAGGCCUUCAUGCAUUAUCCCCUGUACACUUUACACCUGGAAUAGUUUUUACUCGGUUUUAACAAUUCGUGACACAGAUAUUCUUUAGGUGUGUUGAAAUCACUUGUUUGUGGCAG